AUGACAACAGCAGGCAAGCCGAAGCCGCGCAAGCGGUUUGGGACCUUUGGCGAACCCGACCGCGAGCUCACGCAGGUAGAGAGGGAGUUCUACACAAAUCUGGCACGCAUUCGCAAAAAACGCACGCGGAAAAAGGAGAAGCCGCCGGCAGAGAGCGAGCACCGAAGGGGCAAGGAGAAACGAGGCACGGAAAGCGAGAUGUCGAAGGAGAAGUUCACCGACAAGCUGCUCUCGCUCCGCAAGCGCUCUCUGACACCGGCUAACGCUGCCUCGAGGAGCACGCUGCCAGCGCCCUCCUCCCCACCGCGCGACAACCGCCUCGCCGUGCUCUCAGCUGUGGGUCUCCCGGAUCGCACCGCCCCGCUUGUCUGGGAGCCGGACCGGCACAAAGCCCGGGACCGCGCAGCAUCGGAGUGUGUUUCCAGUUGUGCCCAGCACAUGCCAGAGCCAAGGCGAGGCUUCGGCUUCAAUGACUACCAGCAUGCACCAGAGAGCCUCUGCAAACCUGGCGACUCCAUUCUUCUCCCGUCGCGUUAUCAGAGUGCACGGUCGGGUCACGAGAGCACGCCGCGCCGGCAGCGCCCACGGCGCGCUCCCAAUGGCCCACUGACGUCUGCAGCUAAUUCGCCCGACCGCACCCCGGACGUGCCUCUGGAGAUCGGACUCCUGGAAAAGUUACAGCGGAUGAAAGUCUUGAGCGCGCCGCAAACAUCGGCACGGGAAUUCUCCAAGCGUGGAAACUCCAACCCGUCAAGCGUCAUGAGCGGUGGUGGCGCUGGUGAGAAUGUUGACUUGUCGCGCGUUGACGACUUCAGCGACGACAAGGCGGACGUGGAGGGUCGCAGCGACAGGGCACUCAGCGCGCUCCACCGCGAAUAUUUCAGUAGCGGCUCUUUCCAUAUCCAUGGGCUGACGGACGAGCAGAAGCCAACGCUAGAGGUUCUCGUCGCCAUCGAGAAACUAUUGACACUGCGGAAAGAGUCGACGACGUCGACGAGAGCCGAUCCUACGACGAAGCAGGCGUCCAAAGAGGCGGCAGCAACCCAGAAGCGAGGCGAUCACGGAAACGUUCAUAGUGCACCGAUGCCAAAGCCCAAGGCGACCGCACCGGCUGGAAAGGGUUCACAGGCGCGGGCAGCGAGCUUCCCGUCGAUGAUCGGGUCGACAAUACAAGCAGCGGCAGCAGCCACCACACCGGCGCGCACGUCGCCGCCUUUGUCGAGAGCAGAGGCGAUGUGUGCGGCUGCCUCGCCCCCACUGGCGCAGCCACUCCCAAGCCUGCAUACCAAUGCCGCAGGGAGGCAUGCCCAAAAGAGUGCGUCUGGAACCAGGAGGCAGGCAAGCCGCCAGCCAUCCGCAUGCGUGUCAGGCAGGAGUCGAGGAGCGAACUCCUCGCGCAGCCGCCAAGGCGGAUUCCUAAACCCCUUUUGCUGCACCAAUGGCACAGCAUUACGCAACGGGUUGGCGGAAAAGACGGGUAGGCAAGCGGCACAGGGCGCCUUGAGAAAGGAUGCCUACACGCAAACAAGGCCUGCGAGCGGCGCUACGGCAGUUGACGAGGCAUGCCGCCAGUACGUUGAGCAGUGUCAUCGUGAGGAGCAGGAGCUCAAAAAAAUGAUCGAGUCUGAGCGACAACGUGCAGGCACGGCACCUCGGAAAGCCAGCGCCGCCUUCUCCGCCGCGCUCAGCGGGACGGCGACAGAUGCAGACAGCGCAGUCGCAGCAUCUUCUUCUCCGACUAAGAAGGUUGUCGGUGGCUCCGCCUUCUCUCACCAUCGUCUGACCUCAGCGGCCAUUUCGGGUGCAUCCACGGAGGAAAGGGUGAGCCCCAGAAGCAGCUUCGCGGAUCGCACAAAACGGAAAUGCGACCCUGCCUGCCGCACUGGACGAUUAACACCGCUGUCGUGCACAGAUCUGAAUCACCUGAACACUAGCAAGUCUACCCGAAAGCGCAGCGGCUCGCCGUCGCCCGCGCACGCGUACCCCUUCCUCGCCGGUGUGGCAGAGGAUGCGUGCGAUUCGUCAAGCAAGUGCACGCCAUCUGCUCAGCCGAAAAUCGCGUUUGCGGGUGCUGGCGGCGGCGGCGGCGUCUCUCCAAACAAAACAACCCGCAUGACCGCCGUCACCCUACCGACCCCCAUGCGCGAGGCGGGCGGAUCUCGGAGCCGACCCUUUCAGCACCACCUGCAAGAUCCCGACAAUGUAGCGUCUUUUACCGCCGCCCUCUCCUACGAGCCAUCGUCUGCAGAGGAAUCUCAGAUGAGCUCCCGUGCCAUCAGUGUUGUGGACAUAUCAUCCACUGUGAGCCACUGCGGCACUUCAGAGUCCGUUUCAGUGGCGGAGGAAACAGUGCAGAUGGUAAAGGCGCACACCACAGAAGGCUCGCCACAGAUGAACACGCUACACAAGAACGCCGGCGCACGCAGUGAUCCGGCCCGUCAGCGAGCUAACUCCGUUGGCGUCGCGACAGAGCCGCCCUCAUCACCGUCUGCUCAACAACGCGAGUCGCGACAGAGCGUGCUGAGUGGUGCACCAGUGCACACACCGUCUUUUGAUGGCUCAGGGAUUGGCGUGACCACUGACGAUGCAUACGAGGCCGGCAGCGACCUCUACGUCUUCCGUUCCUACUAG
Leishmania major strain Friedlin is the source of this 2631-nucleotide messenger RNA. RefSeq lists its product as hypothetical. Lineage: Eukaryota; Euglenozoa; Kinetoplastea; Trypanosomatida; Trypanosomatidae. The coding region runs from base 1 to 2631 and encodes 876 amino acids. The record is from RefSeq and is a predicted model, not a curated record. The transcript has a single exon.